CUCCAUUAGCGGUUGGUUGAUUGGUAAAGGCGUGCAUGUAUAUAGAACACAAAACCGCCCCCAUGUUGCAGCACACUAGUUUCUUCCACACAACUGUGCGUUACCAUUGCAGUGCAACUAUAUUUCGCAGAUCACCCUCCUCUGAGGCUUCUAGUCCAAAGUACGUAGCUACCUCUAUGUAAUAAACUAUUGAAUAUCUUGAUACCCCAAUUCCUUAUCCCAAUUCCGGGGCUUUGUUAACUUUAUGCGUUCCCAAUGAUGGGAGCUCUUACUCUGGAUCUACAUCUUACGAGAGGGAAGUGAGCCUCGAACAGCAACGUCUCGUGAGACAAAGCUCAAAAGAUUCGGAAAAUGGGCUUCAUUACCAAAGCACGCCUGAUUUAUCUGGAGCAACUGAGCUUUCUUCGGAGGUUCGUCGAUAAUGGACAGCGUUAUCAAACAAUUUGAAAACCGGAUAUUUCAAUCGGACAAUUUAUUUCCUUCGUGGCUCGAUUCCGAUCCUCCUUCCCUCAGUACAGAAACCCAGGAAAGCGCGCCAAACAUGUCUCCAGAGGAACCGCCGAUUGAUAUCUUUUCCGGUCAUCUUGAACCCUUUGGGAAUUUAUCUCAUGAGGAUGUUGCGGGCCGACUGUUUACCGGUUCAACUUCAAAGAAGCCCAAUCUCUUAAACCCAACGAAUUUGAAUCCUGCCUUUUCUGUAUUGCCACCAUUCGACGCAGUAGAUCCAUAUACUGAGCUCAGUGGGCCCUCAAGUAAUAAGGAAGACACUUUUUUGAAGCUGAAUUCAACGAGUGCCGACGAGCAAAUCGCAUUCACCUCGACGACACAAGGAGACUUGAGUCCAGGGUGGAAUCCUGGCAUGGAUAGUACGGGAAUUAAUGAUUCUGACAACAAACUGGAAAAUGUUACCAGACAGAAGAAUUCUGAAAUAGAAACUUCUCAAGAAGCUCUCGGAGAUCGCCUCAAUCAUUCAUUAUCAAGUCCGUUACCAAGUGCAUGUAGCUCGCACCCGUCGAACCUAGGUAACUCGAGCAACGUAACCGAAUACGACUCGAUGAACUCAAGUGACUUUGAAGACGAGUUGAAUUGGGUAGAUCACGGCGUCCUCCAACCACUUAUAUCACCCAUAUUAGACGAACUACUGCAGAAAUAUUUCAAGACUCUUAGUCUGUCUAGAUAUCCGCUAAACACAACUCCUUCCGGAAGCACGCCAUCACGCCAUCAAAAUCCCGCAACGACUCAGCAACACGGCGAAUCUGCCAGCAAAGACGCAAUACCUCUACCACGUGGUAAGAGGGGUUACAAAGACAGUAACCAGCAUCAAUCGGGAGAUGAAUACGAAGAUGAAGACAAAAAUCCAAGGAAAAGAACUAGGUACCUAGAUCCGCCCAUCGAAGUUCAGCCGACUUUCUGGGCAUGUCCAUUUUCCAAAUGGAAACCGCUAUCCUAUCGUAAAUGCUGUCAGUAUAUCUUAAAAGACAUUUCCAGAGUAAAGCAGCACCUUCGUCGCUAUCAUGAGAGGCCACCCUAUUGUCCCGUCUGCUGGAAGGUAUUCCCGGAGGAGGAUGGGUUUGAAAGUCACAUCCAAAGCCGCACCUGUUCUCCGCGGCCUAAAGCGGAUCUAGAGGGCGUCACGUCAGUCCAGCAGAAGCAACUCGAGCGCCGUUCCGACAAGCAACUCACGAAGCGAAAGCAGUGGUACGCAAUUUACGACAUAUUGUUCCCAGGACAACCACAUCCGGACAGCCCGUAUUUGGAGAGCGACCUGUCUUCGGAAUUGUUGUCGUUCGAGAAGUUCAUGGCUACAGAAGGGCUCCAGAUUGUGGAGCGUGCGGCUCGGGAACACAUCCCGCACGAUCUGAUGCCGCUUCAGGACGAGGUGCUGGCUUUCUCGCAAACCUUAUAUCAGCAGGCCAUACCUCAGAUACUCAGAAGGUACGACGCCACGAGACCUGUUCAUAACAGCCCUGAUAUACUCAAGGGAUCCGGGUUACCGUCGGUGAGUGGAAAUGAUUGCGAUUCCGGGCGUGGGACCUUAUCCCACAUCAGCCACGAUAGGGAUAGCGGGGAUCCAGAGCAGGACAGACAGGAAGCACAAGAUCUCGCUAUGGCAGAUCGGAUUGACUGUACUGGUUUCAACUUGGCGCCGGGUGAUGACGCUCAGAUACAAGCGUUGUGGAUUACAGAUCAAGCUAUGGGGGACGCAGUCCAACCUCACGAUAUACACACCGUCGACACAAGCGUUCCAACAGGCCCCCAACAUCUUACACCUUACGCGCCUCUGGAUUCGCCGUCAGGUUUCACCUUCGAUAACUUCGACGAGCAGUUAUUCGCAUCAGGUGGGGCCGCAACGGGGCUCGGUGGCGGCCAAAACGGUAUUUGGGAUGCUGAUUUCAGCGCCACGCUUGGAAAUGAUGGGUUAUUGGCAUCGACAGGUCAAUUUUGAAAUUACUAUUAGAUCUAGAAUUACAGUCGGUGGUUUUAUGGAGAAAAUCUGGUUUUGGUGGCAGAUGAGAAUAGAUGGUCAGAUGCGGGACACGACGACCAUCUAUAGCAUAUAAGUUUUCUAGUUAACAGACAGGUACCUAAGUUAGUGGAAAUCAAAAAGGAUGGGAUGUGAUUAUCAGCAUUCUCGAUGAGGCUUUUAGAACAAGCGACUCCUUCGUUCCGCAUGAUAUGUCAUACGAACAAAUAUAAACGAUUGCUAUA
Daldinia caldariorum is the source of this 2709-nucleotide messenger RNA. RefSeq lists its product as uncharacterized. The coding region runs from base 422 to 2446 and encodes 674 amino acids. The record is from RefSeq and is a predicted model, not a curated record. Lineage: Eukaryota; Fungi; Ascomycota; Sordariomycetes; Xylariales; Hypoxylaceae. The transcript has 3 exons.